AAUAAAAUAUUACCACACAAGGAAAAUCAUUGUGGUGUCCAUAAAGAUAAAAUAAAUAGGCAUAAAUCUAGCGUACACAUUUACCCAAAUUAUUCACGCGAAUUGUAGCAGGCGUAAUGACGGAUCAAAUUAACCUGGUUGACCAAUAGUGGCAAGAGACACAUGUAUAUAAGGAAUGGACACCUGUCAAAGUGGGUUGUCCGUCAAGAAUCAGGAACCACAAUUCUGAAGACUGCGAAAUCACCUUCUUGGAAUGGAAUACGUCUUGGGACAGAGGAUCAGACGCCAAAGGGAGAGGGUCUACCGGCCCAGACACACCUAUCUCUCCCUGAGUGAGGAGGAAUGCAGGCGUAAGCUACGCCUGACCCGUCAGGCUGUCACCGACAUCUGUCAUCUCCUGGCAGAUGAGCUGGGGACUGAUGCACGCUGUCCCUAUGCCCUCCCCGUUGCAGUGAAAAUUACAGCGGCACUGCAUUUCUAUGCAUCUGGGUCGUUCCAGCAUCCCCUUAGUUGUAUUGGACGCAUUUCACAAUCGGCAGUAAGUUCGGCUAUACAUGCAGUUACGUCAGGUCUAGUCCAACAUGCUGGGGAAUACAUCAAAUUCCCCGUUACACCUGACAGCCAGGAAAGAACUAAGCAGGAGUUUUGGACCAAGUAUGGGUUCCCUGGCGUCCUUGGUGCUAUAGACUGCACCCAUGUGCAGCUACGUGCCCCAUCACUAAACGCACUCACAUACAUAAACCGGAAGGGAACUCAUUCAAUUAACAUCCAAGUAAUUUCCGAUGCUAAUUGUCGAAUAAAUCAUGUCUUUGCCAAUUACCCUGGCUCAAGCCAUGACUCCUUCAUAUUGGCAAACUCGACCAUUCCUGCCAUAUUCGAGGGGAAUCCUCCCUUGGAUGGGUGGCUGUUGGGGGACAACGGCUAUCCGUUGAAGACAUGGCUCAUGACCCCAUUUCUUAUGCCUGCAACAGUGCGCGAAAUGGCAUUCAACAGAAAACACACACAAACACGCAGUGUAAUUGAACGUACUUUCGGAAUUCUGAAAAUGCGCUUCAGGUGUUUGGAUAGGUCAGGUGGUACUUUACAGUAUGGUCCUCAAAAAGUCGCAGCAUUCUUUGUGGCAUGUUGUGUUUUACACAACAUUGCCAUGAAUCAUGGAUGUGUCGAUGACAUUAAUGAGGAUAGAUUAGAGGACUUAAUGAGACGUGAUGCUGAACUGCAUGUGCCGAUGCCAUUACGUCCAAAUGCCCCAGCAGCAGCACGGGAGAGGAGAGCUCAUCUGUCAGAGGAGCUGCAUCGUAUAUAGUGAGGUAAGCAAACUAAUGACAUCUCCGCUCUAUUGUUUAGCAUUGUACAAAUAUUACCAUGCAUUCAUAACCUUGUGAGUCAGAGAAAGUGAGCCCAAAACAUCGGAAAGUAUAGUAUGUCCUUGAGACAUUUUUUAUUCGGCUUGUCCAAAUGUUAGGCGUAAAUGAAAAAAAAUAAUACAAAACGAAAAAUGAAAAGUUGCAAAGAUUUGAAGGAAAAAAUAUUUAUUUUCUCCCUCCUCUGUAAGGCCUUUUACGCCUGCCUCGGCGGGAUCCAACAAAUGAGGGUCCGGGAGUGGCGACGCUGGAUGUGCUCCUGGUGGAGCGGGUGGACGGAGAUGGAAUGGGGGAGGAAGGGG
Anoplopoma fimbria (sablefish) is the source of this 1666-nucleotide messenger RNA. RefSeq names its product putative nuclease HARBI1. The coding region runs from base 254 to 1306 and encodes 350 amino acids. The record is from RefSeq and is a predicted model, not a curated record. The transcript has 2 exons. Lineage: Eukaryota; Metazoa; Chordata; Actinopteri; Perciformes; Anoplopomatidae.